UGUUUUUCUCUGUAUUUCAGGCCCGAAGGGACCCCGUUUGAGGAUGGAACAUUUAAGCUUAUAAUAGAAUUCACUGAGGAAUAUCCAAAUAAACCACCUACGGUUAGAUUUGUCUCUAAGAUGUUUCAUCCAAAUGUCUAUGCAGACGGUAGUAUAUGUCUGGACAUACUUCAGAACCGCUGGAGUCCAACUUACGAUGUGUCUUCCAUUUUAACAUCAAUACAAUCUCUAUUGGAUGAGCCCAAUCCCAAUAGCCCAGCAAACAGCCAGGCCGCUCAGCUGUAUCAGGAGAACAAGCGGGAAUAUGAAAAACGUGUUUCUGCGAUAGUAGAACAGAGCUGGCGUGAUUGUUGACUCGGGUGCAGCAGCAGAAGAGGCCGGGCAUAUGAAACAUACAUAUUGAUGUUUGUCACCUUCCUGUUCCUCAGUGUCAUUACAUUUACUUCAUUAAAAGCAAAAUAGUUA
Miniopterus natalensis is the source of this 465-nucleotide messenger RNA. Lineage: Eukaryota; Metazoa; Chordata; Mammalia; Chiroptera; Miniopteridae. The record is from RefSeq and is a predicted model, not a curated record.